This is a messenger RNA of Colletotrichum phormii, 822 nucleotides long. RefSeq lists its product as uncharacterized. The coding region runs from base 1 to 822 and encodes 273 amino acids. NCBI's taxonomy places the organism in Eukaryota, Fungi, Ascomycota, Sordariomycetes, Glomerellales, Glomerellaceae. The transcript has a single exon. The record is from RefSeq and is a predicted model, not a curated record.
AUGGACGAAGAGCAAUCCCCCUUGAUACGGAUCCCCGCCGAAAUCCGCAUCAUGAUUUACGAAUACCUCCUCGAUGACGCCGGCGAAAGAAGACUUGCCGUCCGCAACAAGGCAAUGCACCAGCUGCAUACCGGCGCCCUGAGCACCUACCGCCGUACCUCGUACCGCAUUAUAGAGAGGUCGUUUCACAGGCAAUGCUUCGAGACGACAUACGCACACCACCACCCGGCCAGCACCAAGUCCAUAAUGCACCCGGAAAUCAUGGCCGUCAACCGCCGCAUCCACCGCGAGACGAGCCACCUCCUCUACGGCCGCCCUCACGGCUUCGAUUUUGGUAGCGAUGUUGAGGCCGUGGUGCCCUUCCUCAAAGACCUGACGCCAUCCUCCCGCUCUGCGAUCCAGGAACUCACGAUCCGCAAGGACGGACCUGUGAUGCAUUGCAAUAAUGAGAGCGACCGACUCGACUGGGCGACAAUGUGCGCCUACCUCCGCCGGCUGGAUAAGGUGAUACCAAGGCUGCGCAUCGUUGUCGAGGGCGGACGACCGACGGCAGCGUGGGAGGGGCCGCAGGCGCUGAGCGUCUCGGACCUGAGGCUGUUGGCGCUCAUUAAGCACGAUAGCAUGGAGUGGGUCGCCGAGUUGGCCAAGGUCGAGGGGAUUGAGAAGCUGGAGAUUGUGCCGAGGAUACGGCAUCUCCCCGCGCCCGGAACGACUGCGACGCUGCUGUUUGCUGCGUUUUCCGCGUCGAUUGAUACGGCGCUUGUUGAAUAUUUGCAGACGGACUGCGGACUUCCUGCCACGGCUGCGUCUCUUACAGCUUGA